This is a messenger RNA of Pyrus x bretschneideri (Chinese white pear), 825 nucleotides long. RefSeq lists its product as uncharacterized. The record is from RefSeq and is a predicted model, not a curated record. Lineage: Eukaryota; Viridiplantae; Streptophyta; Magnoliopsida; Rosales; Rosaceae. The coding region runs from base 76 to 594 and encodes 172 amino acids. The transcript is spliced from 2 exons.
CACCCCCAAAAAAAACACCCCCCACAACCCCCGCAGCUUACCUCUCGCAGUUUUCUGCUCUGAGCUUCGAAGCAGAUGCGGAUUCCCCCAACAAUGGUCCCAGGGACUAGGGAGGAGGGUGGUCAGUACACAUCUCCACUGGCAGCACACCAACUGAUAUUCCAGUUCAUCAACAUCCUAGGAGUCUUCCUCCAGGUGAAGCAUGCAACCGGAGAUUUACCGUCUCCAUUCGUCACGGACCACAACACAAUUAUGAUGUUGAUUGUUGAUUUACUCGCUUAUGCGGGGACAUUGGAGACUGCUAGGAUUCUCAAAGCUUCCAGGAAUACAAAUGGAUAUGAAUGGAUCAACAACAUUAGCCUAUUGUGUGGAACUUCUGCGGUGAUUCUGUUGUUGCUCCUCCUCGAUCGAGAUUUGGGCUGGUUUGUUUUUGCAUGUUGGGUGGCAUCUAUUGGGAUAAUUGUGACCAUGUCCUACGAAACCCCAAGAAGACUCUGUACUGUAGCUGUCGAUGAUUUCCGUGAGAAAAUGAAGGAGCUGAUGGGGAGAUUGAAGGGCACCGAAGAACCCGAGAACCAGGACAGGAUGACUUAAUACUCAUGUCUAACCCUUAAACUUGUUAAAGUUGUUAGGUCUCCUGGUUUUUAGGAUUUGUUUUAAGCAAUGGUGAAUAAUCCCUAUUCUAGAAGGACACGUUUGUUGCAUUAUCUGUUUAAGACUUAGUCAUAUAUCACGAUCCUAGGGUUGUAAAUCGUGGGCUGUUAUUUGUCUUUCAGUUUAUAGCGACUGCAACUCUUUGAUUUCAAUAAGAAAGUUCUCCAUGCA